AAGAAAGAGGGUCGCACAUGUGCAUCAACAUCAGCUGCUGCCCGGCGAUAGAAAAUAGAAAAUACUGUUCUCCACAUGUUGCUCCGGUUGGUUAUAAAUUGUUAGUUUUCUGUUUGGAGUUUUGGUGAAAACAUGGCGGACACGAACGUCAUCAAGCUGCCGGUGACGGAGGAGAGAGGACCGGCCACGAAGAGAGCUCGACCGCCGCAGUUUGACCCAGAAGAAGAAGAACAAAACCGGCAGAAAAACGUGAAGCGCGUGGCGGCGCUGGGGGAGAAGGACGGGUCGGUGAAGCUGCUGGAGGAGCUGGUGUUCGGGGCGGAGGCCGAGCUGCUGCACCGGCUGGUGGAGGAGGAUGAGGAGCGGACUGACACUCUGUUGGUGGAGGACGAAGACGACGAGUCCGGUGAAUCGGAGGAUGAGAGCGAGGCUCGUCUGCAGCUCCAGCCGGCCAGGAAAGCCGCCUGGGUGGAUGAGGACGACGAGCUGGAGGAAGAGGUGGACAUGAAGCAUCGUUACCGCAGACACCUGGUCCGAGGCGAGGCCGAGUCCACCAUGACCAAACAGAAACUACAGCAGAGGAUGAGGGAGCAGUUUCAGAAGUCGAUGGGAGGAGCUCCGUCCUGGGCGGAGAGCGGCGCCAAAAAGAAGAAGAAGAAAGCUGAUGAUGAUGAUGAUGAUGAAGAUGAGGAGGAAGAGGAGGACGACCUGCUGAGGAGGACGGGAAACUUUGUGGCGUUUUCAGACAGUCUGCCCAGCGGCAUCGUGAGGAUGAAAAAGUGUCUUCACGCCAACAGCGCUCGUCCGUCAGAGGACAGACUGACCACGGUCCAGUUCCACCCCUCCGCCCAGGUCGUCAUGACGGCCGGCCUCGACCAAUCAGUGUCGCUCUUUCAGGUGGAUGGGAAGACGAACCCGAAGAUCCAGAGCAUCCACCUGGAGCGUUUCCCCGUCCACAAAGCUCAGUUCAGCCGCGACGGAGAGACGGUGAUCGCCACCAGCCUGAAGAACAAGAUGUUCUACCUGUACGACAUGAUGGAGGGCCGGGUCACACCUGUUCACUCCGUCAGAGGUCUGAAUGAAGCCAGAGUGAAGGAGUUCUCAGUUUGUCCUGAAGGAGGCGCUCUGCUGCUCACAGGCACCAACGGAUACCUGCACCUGCUCACACUCAAGACUAAGGAGGUUGUUCGUAGUAUGAAGAUUAACGGUGACGUCUGUGGCGUCGCCUUCUCCCAUGACAGCGGCAAAGUCUUCAUCAACUCAGAGGAGGGGGAGGUGUAUGUGUGGGACAUGCGCAGCAGCCGGUGUGUGAACAGGUUUGCAGAUGACGGCUGUGUGAAGGGAACGUCCAUCGCCGCCUCACGUAACGGACAGUACUUGGCCUGCGGCUCUCAGUCGGGCGUGGUCAACAUCUAUUCUCAGGAGGCGUGUCUAAAUUCAGCCAAUCCAAAGCCCCUGAAAGCGGUGAUGAACCUGCUGACCUCAGCGACCUCCCUGACCUUUAACCCCACGUCUGAGAUCCUCGCCAUUGCGUCCCGAGAGGACGAGGCUGUACGGCUGGUCCACCUGCCCAGCCUCAGCGUCUUCUCUAACUUCCCCGUCUCUAAGAGGAAGUUCGUGUACCGAGCCAGCUGCCUCGACUUCUCCCCACACAGCGGCUUCUUCUCAUUGGCCAACAACAAAGGACACGCCCCCCUCUUCAGGCUGCUGCAUUACAAAGACUUCUGACGGAAACGACGACCAGAGACGAGACGUCGAGCUGCUGCUGCUGCUGCUGCUGCUUCAUGUUUUAGCUCGUUAUCUACAAACUCUCCAAAUGAUCAAACCUCAAAUCUGAUGAAGGAUUUGGAAAAUGAUUGACAGGAAGUAGACUGACAGUUCGUGGUUAUGGCGAAGGUGUGAGGUUUGGUUCAGACGCUGAAGACGCACGAGCCGAUCAGCUGAUCAGUCUGUAUCUGUCCACGUCUGUUUUUAUCUUUUGUAUAAAAGAAAUAAACCAGUUCAACAUG
Molecule: messenger RNA, 2009 nt
Organism: Seriola aureovittata
Lineage: Eukaryota; Metazoa; Chordata; Actinopteri; Carangiformes; Carangidae
Gene: utp18
Product: UTP18 small subunit processome component
Biological process (GO): rRNA processing
Cellular component (GO): small-subunit processome; Pwp2p-containing subcomplex of 90S preribosome
Molecular function (GO): protein binding
Source: RefSeq, a predicted model, not a curated record